Molecule: messenger RNA, 264 nt
Organism: Miscanthus lutarioriparius
Lineage: Eukaryota; Viridiplantae; Streptophyta; Magnoliopsida; Poales; Poaceae
Source: the annotation of a GenBank genome assembly
AUGAGGAGCAGCGAGGCCAUGGAGCUCCUGGGCUUCCCUCCCUACUCCCGCCCAUCCCCUUCCGAGGUGAAGGCUGCGUAUAGAAGAAUGGUGAUGGAGUACCAUCCUGAUCGUGUCCCAACGCAUCUGAAAUCGCAGGCUGAGUCAAAAUUCAAGGAGAUAGCAGAAGCAUAUUCUUGUUUCAAGGAUGGUACGUUGUUAAUCACUCACAUAAUUCAUACUUUGCUUUGGAAAAUCUACUACAAGCAGAAGAUCAGGGAGUAG